AUGGUUGACAUCACGUCCAGAGUCAGCCCUCGGCUGUCACGGACCCCUGAAUCCGCAGCUUCCUGUCGCACCUGCAGAAAUUGUCGCCGCCGCAAGGUCAAAUGCAAUGGACAGCAGCCGAAAUGCGGGACAUGCCAGUCGAGGGGCAUCGAUUGUGUUUAUCCACGGGAUGCACGGAGAACCGUUGUUCGUGCCAAACAGGCAGACGUGAGAUCCUUGCAGAGUAAGAUUGAGUCGUUGCAGGGGCGGCUGGAAGCGCUUACCCAGUCACCUUCCGUGGGCGAGAGUCAGGCACCGUUAUUACCUUCAAGGACGGUACCAGUAACACCGUCGCCGUCUGAAAUCCGGGGAAGAAAUAUCGACAAGGCCCACUCCCCCGAACCAGGCCUCGGAGAUGAUGGUCCCCAGGUGUAUGGCGCGACGAGUCUGCUUCACGACCAGUCUUCAGACACCCCUCUGGCAAAUCAGAAAAUCGGAGACGUGGAGACUGGACUUCUGUCGGACGAGACGAUCAAAGAUAAGCUGAUUUCAAACGCAGCUAUACGCCGGCAGGAAGAGCUAUCCCUGUCGUCCACACCGAGCAUUGCAGCAAAUAUAGACUUCGAUGGCGUCCCUAUGGAUUUGGCAAUGCAUCUCCUUGACCUGCAUUGGAACCGCCAGCAUCUAUCGUAUCUGCUCACAUACCGACCGGCCAUUAUGGACAGUCUGAUACGAAAUGGCCCCUAUGUCAAUAAACUGCUCCUAAAUGCCAUAUUCCUGCAAAGUAGCAUGUAUAGCGACCGAGUAUCACCUUUCUUUGGCCAUCAACAAUCGAACGCCAAAGGGCUGAUCUUCUACGACCGCUUCAAGGCCUUGUUGCCGAAUUACAUUGACAAGCCUACCAUUGCAACCGUGGUGGCUUUGCUGACUGCGGCAGCAUGUCUGAUUCCGUAUGGCUACCAAAGCGCCGGAUGGGCACUGUCUGGUAUAGGGUACCAGAUGGUAAUUGACCUUGGGUGCCACCUGGACAGUCCUGCCUCCUCAAAGGCAAACUCGAUCGAGCAAGAGAUGAAGAAAAGAGUUUAUUGGGCUGCAUUCGUUGGUGAUAAACUACAGUCUCUGUUUCUUGGUCGUCCUAUCGCGAUGCACGCCACAACAGGGAAUGUAACACAGGUCUAUCUCGACACCUUUGAGGAAAUGGAAGAGUGGACGCCAUACAUUGACCCUGUCGCUUACGUUGAUACUCGAAUUCCGGUGUAUCGUGGUCGACCAUCUCGUGCCAUCAGCACAUUCCAAGCCUUUGUUCAACUCUGUGAAAUCGCAGGCCAUAUCAUAGAGUCUUUCUAUUCAGUCAGCAGUCGAGCAAAGUCUGAGUCCACACUCCUGCAAAUCAAACAUGAUGUUACAAUGCAGCUGACUAUCUGGUGGGAGAAACUUCCCUCCUGGCUGCGAUUCGAUCCCGGUGUCGACAGCACACCUCCGCCGCACCAGAUCACCCCACACGCCCUCUAUUGGACCCUGGUGAUUCUCACCGAGCAGGCAUUUCUCAGUCGUGGCUGCUUUGACUUCAUUCUAAGUCCAGACUCUGCAGAAGUCUCUCGACAGCGAUGCAUCCAGGCAGCGCUCAGUAUUUGGAAACUAGUCGAGGCAUACAAACAGGCAUUCACUCUCAGGCGGGCUCAAUACGGCAUAUCGUACGCCACAUACUGCGCGGUCCAGGUUAUGCUUCAACAUACCCAUCAUGACAAUCACGAGUAUGUUGGGUGCAUUCGAUUCUUCUGGUCUGCACUCUGGGAGUAUCAGAGAGGGUGCUGCUAUGGAUUAACGCGGCCGCUGAAGCUAUUGAGGUCCCUGAUGCGACGUCUUGAAAGCGUGCCAGAUUAUGUUGAAGCAGACGGCCCGGUUGGUAACUGGCCUGCGCCAGCCGAAGCUGGACAGCCACCCCUGAAUCCUGAAGUCAACCUGGGGUUCGAAUUGGAGCCCUGGGAUGUUUCUUUGUUAAGCGGUAUCCCCGACGAAUUGUUGGUUGACGACACGAUAUUUGGAAUAUUUGGUGGAUAG
Molecule: messenger RNA, 2040 nt
Organism: Aspergillus puulaauensis
Lineage: Eukaryota; Fungi; Ascomycota; Eurotiomycetes; Eurotiales; Aspergillaceae
Exons: 3
Coding region: 1-2040 (679 amino acids)
Biological process (GO): regulation of DNA-templated transcription; DNA-templated transcription
Molecular function (GO): DNA binding; DNA-binding transcription factor activity, RNA polymerase II-specific; zinc ion binding
Source: RefSeq, a predicted model, not a curated record